Messenger RNA from Triticum urartu, 1317 nucleotides. NCBI's taxonomy places the organism in Eukaryota, Viridiplantae, Streptophyta, Magnoliopsida, Poales, Poaceae. The record is from RefSeq and is a predicted model, not a curated record.
AUGGCACAGGAUCAACCCACACUUGAGGGUCUCAUCGUGGAUGUGAAAGUCACUAGUGAGCGUCUUGCCCAACUUGAGGGUGCUCAGAUUGCGACCGAAGAAAGGCUCAAGGCCAUAGAGGAUGCACAGGGUGUUGCAAACACACAUCUAAAGGACAUCUUGUCACGUCUUGACGAGUUGCGGACUGCACCCCCCAUCAACAACAAUGCUGAUCCUCGCAACUCCACGGGUGGCGGCGCUAUUUCGCGAGCUCGGCGUGUGCCCAUGGGUCAUCCACAACACCCAGCUACUGCCACUGAUGCCGCCACCAUAAACCAACACCAACAAAUUCCUCCCCGCGUCGAGCAACAUGGGGACAACUAUGAGGAUUAUUCUGGUGACACCGAAGACGACCAAAUGGUCAACCACCACAAUGACCGUGCUCAUCGACAACUACGUUUCAACCGUCAUGAUGUUUAUCUUGACUGGGAACUUUCUGUUGAACAAAAAUUCGCAUGUCAUGAUAUUCCUGAGAACCAAAGACUGAAAGGGAAGUACAGGGACGACACAACAAGGGACGAGUACAAGGACACCACUGAAGCGACCAUGGACGCGACGCGCACCAUCCUGCAGCAGUGCGAGCGGUCCAAGACGGUGAGGCGUGUCAUCCACACGGGCUCCGUUGUCACGGCCUCGCCGCUCCGGGAGGACGGCGACGGGUACAAAGAGUUCGUGAGCGAAUCCUGCUGGACCUCACUCGGCCUGCCUUACGACCACAGCAACGAACACCUGGACAUUUCAGCCUUAAGAUGGGCUUAUGUAUCCUCGAAGACCAUCUCUGAGAAGGAAUUACUCAAGUACAACGAUGACUUCUUCGAGGGCAGAGUGCUCGACGUUGUUGUCUUGGUAUGUGGCCUCGUAGGAGGAGACACCCUCCUUCCGCACAUCAGCGACAACCUCCAUGCCAUGUUGUCACCUCUAACUGGCGUCGAGCUCUAUCACAACUCCCUCAAGUUCCUACAAGCCCUCCUCGGCUCCGUACCACUGGUGCAUGUCGACAACGUCUGCGAGGCACACGUCUUCUGCAUGGAGAAAUCGUCUGAUGUUGUUGGUGGCCGAUACCUUUGCACCACCGCGCACACCAACAUGCAUGACAUCUUGGAGCACUACGUCCGCAGGCACCCCGAACUCGAGCGGGUCAAAGAAGUGGUGGGAGAGGGAGUGAGAGUGCAGGCUAACACAAACAAGCUUGUGGAGCUGGGGUUCAAGUAUAAGUAUGGAGCAGAGGAGGUGCUUGAUGGAAGCGUGGAUUGCGGGAAGAGGUUGGGAUUGUUGUAA